Molecule: messenger RNA, 1581 nt
Organism: Salvia splendens (bonfire salvia)
Lineage: Eukaryota; Viridiplantae; Streptophyta; Magnoliopsida; Lamiales; Lamiaceae
Product: protein DETOXIFICATION 19
Exons: 7
Coding region: 1-1581 (526 amino acids)
Biological process (GO): xenobiotic detoxification by transmembrane export across the plasma membrane
Cellular component (GO): membrane
Molecular function (GO): antiporter activity; xenobiotic transmembrane transporter activity
Source: RefSeq, a predicted model, not a curated record
AUGAACAACAACGUGUACAACCAAGAAGCUGUUAAUGAAUCUGCUGAUGUUGCUUCCCAGUCCAUAAAUUUGGUCGAUUCUGCCGCUAGGGAUAAUACAGCUCAUGACAAUGGCAGCCCAGAUGAUCAUGUUGAGAGCAGUGAACAAAGUGGCAGGGCCAACGGAGCUUCAGCUAGUAGUGGAAAAAAAGGAAAGAUGAAACAAGCAAUCGAACUUCUAGGGAGGAUGAUCGAUUUGGCAGAGGCCAAGAAGCAGGUGCUGUUCUCGCUGCCCUUGAUUCUCACCAACGCCGCCUUCUACUUCAUCCCCCUCGUCUCUGUCAUGUUCGCUGGCCACAUCGGUGAACACGAACUCACUGCCGCUAAUCUCGCCAAUUCCUGGGCUGCCGUCACCGGUUUGUCUCUCAUGGUUGGUUUGAGUGGUGCCCUUGAAACAUUAUGUGGCCAAGCAUUUGGAGCAAAAAAGCACAGGAUAAUGGGAGUGUAUCUCCAGACUUCUUGCAUUAUAUCUAUUAUAUGCAGUCUCCUUGUGUCGGUUCUGUGGUGCUAUUCCGACACUAUCCUCAUUUCACUACAUCAAAAACCUCAGAUAGCAGACUCAGCCGGUGUGUAUCUCAAGUAUUUGGUACCGGGGUUAUUUGCUUAUGGAUUGUUGCAAAAUAUGCUUAGGUUUCUUCAGGCACAGUCGGUUGUUAUGCCACUCGUUGUCUGCUCGUUGGUUCCUCUUGCCCUCCACACUGGUGUUGCCUAUGCCUUGGUUAAUUGGUCGGCCCUCGGAUACAGUGGAGCUGCCUUGGCAGCUUCCGUGUCUUUGUGGGUCUCGGUCUUGAUGCUAGCAUCGUACUUGCUUAGGGCGAAGAAAUUCAAAAACACAUGGAAUGGAUUUACUUGGGAGUCUUUAAGGCAUAUAUGGCCAACCUUGAAGCUUGCUGUGCCUUCUGCAGGAAUGGUGUGUCUGGAGUAUUGGGCUUUCGAGAUUCUCGUUUUAUUGGCUGGAUUGAUGCCAAACUCGGAGGUCUCUACUUCCCUCAUCGCGAUGUGUGUGAACACAGAAUCAAUUGCGUACAUGAUUGCGUAUGGCCUGAGUGCAGCGGCUAGCACGAGGGUGUCUAACGAGUUGGGUGCUGGACGGCCUGAUCGAGCCAGGCAAGCCAUGCACGUGACCCUUAAGCUCAGUGUUAUCCCUGCACUAGCUGUAGUUUUGGCGCUGUCGGUGGGUCAUAAUCUCUGGGCCAGUGCCUUCAGCAGCAGCGCAGUGAUAAUCGAUGCAUUCGCCUCAAUGACGCCCUUCCUCGUCGUGUCCAUAUUGUGUGAUUUUGUGCAGGGAGCAUUAUCAGGGGUAGCAAGGGGAUGUGGUUGGCAGCAUUUGGUUGUGUAUAUCAACUUGGGAGGAUUCUACUGCAUUGGUAUGCUUGUUGCUGCUUUGCUUGCAUUCAAGACUACACUCCAUGCCAAGGGAUUAUGGAUUGGGUUGAUAUGUGGUGUGAGUGCCCAAACAAUUGGCCUUAUUCUGCUGUCCAAGUUUACAAAGUGGAAGAAGAUAGAGAUGGAUCAAGAUACAUCUCUCAACACCAAUGCAUGA